Molecule: messenger RNA, 1602 nt
Organism: Carassius auratus (goldfish)
Lineage: Eukaryota; Metazoa; Chordata; Actinopteri; Cypriniformes; Cyprinidae
Exons: 6
Coding region: 8-1588 (526 amino acids)
Cellular component (GO): plasma membrane
Molecular function (GO): transmembrane signaling receptor activity
Source: RefSeq, a predicted model, not a curated record
UUGUAACAUGUCAAAGAGUGUGACUGUGAAUAUUGGAGAAAUUGCCAAUUUCAGCUGUGAAUAUUCAUACAAUCAUAUACAUGAUCCUGAGAUCAUAUUCGAAGAAGGAAAAGACUCCAUUGAGACGAUUUACAGCAGAUGGAAGAUGAAAGAAAGAUUCAGUAUUUCUGAUGAGAAACAUAAAAACUUCUUCAGUGUGAGAAUCACUGGUGUGAGACCUGAUGAUGGAGGAGUUUAUUUGUGUGGAGUUUGGAUCGACAGACACUCGUACAGUUACUCCAUUAUUAAUACUGUUCAUCUACAUAUUAUUGAUUCAUGUUGUGGCGCAUCAGAGACAGUGAGAGUAAAUAGUGGAGAAACUGCUGCUUUCAGCUGUGAAUACUCAAAGGAUCAAAAGUCUCUUAGAAAGAUCAUAUUCAAAACAAGAAAUGACAUCAUUGAUGAGAUGAUCUCCACUGAUGACAAAUGGUAUCAGAAAGAAAGAUUGAGCAUCUAUGAUAACAGACAAAACCUCUUGAGUGUGAAAAUCACUGCUGUGUCACCAGAUGAUGGAGGAGUUUAUUUGUGUGGAGUUUGGAUCAACAGACACUCGUACAGUUACUACAUUAUUAAUACUGUUCAUCUACAUAUUAUUACUAAAGUGGGCCUGUCUAGUGUGAGCGUCUACUCUGGAGGUGGUUUGAUGAUCAAUUGUGAACAUCCUCAAUACAAAACCAAACCAAAAUACAUCUGUAAAGAAUCAGACGGAUGUUCAGAGAGGAAGAGUCCAGGAGUUCAGGAUGAAUGGAUGGAGAAUGGAGAUGUUUCUUUAUAUGACGACACCAGAGCAGGAGUCUUGAUGGUGUUUUUUAGAGAGCUGAAAGCUGCAGAUGCAGGAACAUACAGGUGUGGAGUGAAAGAAUCUGACUAUACUGAGAGAUUCACUGAGAUACAGCUGAGCGUCAGACACGAUGCAAAAUAUCCAAAGAGGGUGACAGAAUCUGUGUAUCUCGGUGGAGAAGUCAUCAUCACCUGUCAGAUCCCAGAGGAACAUAAAGUUAAUGUCUGUAAAGAGGAUGAUAAUCACAUCUGCCAGAACAUCAGCUCAUCUAAAUUGACAGAAAUGAGUGGUUCAUCAGAGAGAAAUGAAGAGAGAGUUGUUACAGUGAGCAUCAGUAAUGUGAGUGUGAGAGAUGCUGGAGUUUACUGGUGUGGAGCAGAAACCAGAGACACAGAUCUGACUUUCAUCUCCCUGAACACUCAGAUUCAGCUCAACCUCAUCAUGCCUCCAGUAGUGAGACGUGAAGGAGACUCUACAACUGGUCCCUUUAUGACAGAGAUCACAGAUUUCUCCAGGAUCAUCAUUAUUAUCAUCAUUAUUAGUGUGUGUGUGAUUCUGCUGCUGAUCGCUGGAUUCACUCUGACUGUCUGCAAGAGACGAGGCGACGCUCACUCACAGUUACCCACAAUCCCCUCUGAUGGGCUCCUGUACACUGCUGUCAGCUUCCAGAAGCAUGAAGAGUCUCUCAGUGAAGCUACAGUCAGAUUCAGUAAGAAUGAGAUUCACUCUGAUUACACAUCUGUCAGUCACCGCAUGAGACUCAACUAACUCACUUUUAACAG